Messenger RNA from Diceros bicornis minor, 624 nucleotides. RefSeq names its product gamma-crystallin C-like. NCBI's taxonomy places the organism in Eukaryota, Metazoa, Chordata, Mammalia, Perissodactyla, Rhinocerotidae. Gene Ontology annotation, molecular function: structural constituent of eye lens. The record is from RefSeq and is a predicted model, not a curated record. Gene Ontology annotation, biological process: lens development in camera-type eye; visual perception. The coding region runs from base 100 to 624 and encodes 174 amino acids. The transcript is spliced from 3 exons.
UUUGUGCAGUUAUUGCCAACGCAGCAGCCGCCCUGCUACAUAGAGCAGCUGUCACUCUUGUCCCCACACACUGGACGCUGGUCAUCGCUGUCAACAACCAUGGGGAAGAUCACCUUCUUCGAGGACCGGGCCUUCCAGGGUCGCCGCUAUGAGUGCACCAGCGACCAGCCCAACCUGCAGCCCCACCUGAGCCGCUGCAACUCCAUCCGCGUGGACAGCGGCUGCUGGAUGCUCUACGAGCGUGCCCACUACCAGGGCCUCCAGUACCUGGUGCGGCGCGGCGACUACCCCGACUACCUGCACUGGAUGGGCCAAGGCGACUCCGUGGGCUCCUGCUGUCUCAUCCCUCAGACCCGCUCCCACAGGCUGCGCCUGUACGAGAGAGAAGACCACAAGGGCCCCGUGAUGGAGCUGAGCGAGGACUGCUCCAGCAUCCAGGACCGCUUCCGCCUGAGUGAGGUCCGCUCGCUCCACGUGCUGGAGGGCUGCUGGGUCCUCUACGAGAUGCCCAAUUACCGGGGCCGGCAGUACCUGCUGAGGCCCGGGGAGUACAGGCACUACCACGACUGGGGGGCCGUGGACGCCAAGGCAGGCUCUUUGCGGAGGGUGGUGGAUCUAUACUGA